UGCACUAUUGUGGGGGAAAUGUUUGAUUAAGCAGCCAUUUUUUUCAGGCCUGCAUUCUAGAUGUGUUCUGUAUGAGAACUACACUUGCAGUUCUUCUGCACGGACCAAAUGUUCUUGCAAACUAAUGACUAACUUUGUGGUGGGUGGUGAGUCACAGUAGAUUUCCCAGGAUUUAAUAAUGUGCUUGUGUGUGAUAUAGAUUUGACCAUGAGGAGCCAGCCGAUACAAUACAGUCUGAUUGCAUUAAGCAGUGGUUUUAAGAAACUCUUGGACCUCAGGGCCUAAGGAAGUGAAGAGAGAUUGACUUGAAUACCAAAUGUGUGGUGGAUGUGGACACAAACAAGGUUAUUCUUACUCCUGUAAAUACGAAUCUUUCCAAAGGAGAUGCCCGGGGCCAGCCAAAGGCUUUUGCUUAUGAUCAUUGUUUCUGGUCUAUGGAUGAAUCUGUCAAAGAAAAGUAUGCAGGUCAAGAUACUGUUUUCAAGUGCCUUGGGGAAAAUAUCCUGCAGAAUGCUUUUGAUGGCUACAAUGCAUGUAUCUUUGCCUAUGGACAGACUGGAUCUGGAAAAUCUUAUACCAUGAUGGGCACAGCUGACCAACCGGGAUUAAUCCCAAGACUUUGCAGUGGACUCUUUGAACGAACUCAGAAAGAGGAAAAUGAAGAGCAGAGUUUUAAAGUAGAAGUGUCCUACAUGGAAAUUUAUAAUGAAAAAGUUCGAGACCUCCUUGAUCCCAAAGGAAGCCGUCAGACGUUGAAAGUCAGAGAGCAUAGUGUGUUGGGACCUUAUGUGGAUGGACUUUCUAAACUGGCUGUCACAAGCUACAAGGAUAUUGAGUCGUUGAUGUCUGAGGGUAACAAGUCUCGCACAGUCGCUGCAACCAACAUGAACGAGGAGAGUAGCCGAUCCCAUGCAGUUUUCAAAAUCACCCUCACACACACACUCUACGACGCGAAGUCUGGGACAUCUGGAGAGAAAGUGGGCAAACUCAGUCUGGUGGAUUUAGCUGGCAGUGAACGAGCAACGAAGACCGGUGCUGCAGGGGACAGGCUGAAGGAAGGGAGCAACAUAAACAAGUCCCUCACCACCCUCGGCCUGGUUAUCUCAGCCCUUGCAGAUCAGAGUGCUGGCAAAAACAAGAAUAAAUUCGUUCCAUAUCGUGACUCCGUUCUCACUUGGCUGCUCAAAGACAGCCUUGGGGGUAACAGUAAGACCGCCAUGGUGGCUACUGUGAGUCCUGCAGCUGAUAACUACGAUGAAACCCUCUCAACGCUGAGGUAUGCAGAUCGAGCCAAGCACAUUGUUAACCACGCUGUGGUGAAUGAGGACCCUAAUGCCCGAAUCAUCCGGGAUCUCCGGGAAGAAGUUGAGAAACUCCGAGAGCAGCUGACCAAAGCAGAGGCAAUGAAAUCUCCAGAGCUAAAGGACCGGCUGGAAGAAUCUGAGAAGCUAAUCCAGGAAAUGACUGUGACCUGGGAGGAGAAAUUAAGGAAGACGGAGGAGAUUGCACAGGAACGACAGAAGCAGCUUGAGAGUCUUGGAAUAUCUCUUCAGUCUUCAGGCAUCAAAGUUGGGGAUGAUAAAUGCUUCCUUGUCAAUCUGAAUGCUGACCCAGCUUUGAAUGAGCUUCUGGUGUACUAUUUAAAGGAACAUACAUUGAUAGGGUCAGCAAAUUCCCAAGAUAUCCAGCUGUGCGGCAUGGGAAUUCUUCCUGAACACUGCAUCAUAGACAUCACGUCAGAAGGCCAGGUUAUGCUGACUCCUCAGAAGAACACCAGAACAUUUGUAAAUGGGUCGUCUGUCUCCAGUCCAAUACAGCUACACCAUGGGGACAGGAUAUUAUGGGGAAACAACCAUUUCUUCAGACUCAAUUUGCCUAAAAAGAAAAAGAAAGCAGAACGAGAGGAAGAGGACCAGGACCCCUCCAUGAAAAACGAUAACACUUCUGAGCAGCUGGAUGUAGAUGGAGACUCCUCCAGCGAAGUGUCCAGUGAAAUUAACUUCAAUUACGAAUACGCACAGAUGGAGGUCACCAUGAAGGCCCUGGGCAGCAAUGAUCCAAUGCAGUCCAUAUUAAACAGCCUAGAACAACAGCACGAAGAAGAAAAACGAUCCGCACUGGAGCGCCAGAGGCUUAUGUAUGAGCACGAAUUGGAGCAGCUCCGGAGAAGACUGUCUCCCGAGAAGCAGAACUCCCGGAGCAUGGACAGGUUUUCUUUCCACUCGCCCAGCGCUCAGCAACGCUUAAGACAGUGGGCCGAAGAGAGAGAAGCAACGUUGAAUAACAGCCUGAUGAGGCUGAGGGAACAAAUUGUUAAGGCCAAUCUAUUGGUGAGAGAAGCUAAUUACAUUGCUGAGGAGCUGGAUAAAAGGACAGAAUACAAAGUUACGCUACAGAUUCCAGCCUCCAGCCUGGAUGCCAACAGGAAGCGAGGCUCUCUUCUUAGUGAGCCUGCAAUCCAGGUGAGGAGAAAAGGAAAAGGAAAGCAGAUUUGGUCUUUGGAAAAACUUGACAACAGGCUGUUGGAUAUGAGAGACCUUUAUCAGGAGUGGAAAGAGUGCGAAGAAGAUAACCCAGUAAUACGAUCGUACUUCAAACGUGCGGAUCCAUUCUAUGAUGAGCAGGAAAAUCACAGUCUCAUUGGGGUGGCCAAUGUCUUCCUCGAGUCCCUUUUCUAUGAUGCAAAGUUACAGUACGCUGUUCCCAUCAUCAACCAGAAGGGAGAGGUGGCAGGUCGGCUGCACGUGGAGGUGACGCGCAUCAGCGGGGAUGUUGGGGAAAGGAUUGCAGGAGGCGACGAGGCUGCCGAGGUCUCCUUUGAGAAGGAGACCCAGGAAAACAAACUGGUGUGCAUGGUUAAAAUCCUCCAAGCUACUGGGUUGCCACAGCAUCUGUCCCACUUUGUGUUCUGCAAAUACAGCUUCUGGGAUCAACAGGAGCCGGUGAUUGUCGCUCCUGAAGUGGACACCUCCUCCUCUCCCGUGAGCAAGGAGCCGCACUGCAUGGUUGUCUUUGAUCACUGCAAUGAGUUUUCUGUUAACAUCACUGAAGACUUUAUCGAGCAUCUUUCUGAAGGAGCAUUGGCAAUUGAAGUAUAUGGACAUAAAAUGAACGAUCCUCGGAAAAACCCAGCGCUGUGGGAUUUGGGAAUCAUCCAAGCAAAGACACGUAGUCUUCGGGACAGAUGGAGUGAAGUGACCAGGAAAUUGGAAUUCUGGGUUCAAAUCUUGGAACAGAAUGAGAAUGGUGAAUACUGCCCCGUAGAAGUGAUUUCUGCAAAGGAUGUCCCCACAGGAGGAAUUUUCCAGCUACGGCAGGGGCAGUCCCGGCGAGUUCAAGUGGAAGUGAAGUCGGUACAGGAAUCUGGAACUUUACCCCUGAUGGAAGAAUGUGUAUUGUCUGUUGGCAUUGGGUGUGUCAAAGUUAGACCGGUCAGAGCCCCCAAAACUCACGAGACCUUCCAUGAGGAAGAGGAGGACAUGGACAGCUACCAGGAUCGGGAUUUAGAGAGACUUCGUAGAAAAUGGCUGAAUGCGUUAACAAAACGUCAGGAGUACUUGGAUCAACAACUGCAAAAACUUGUCAGUAAACAGGAUAAAACAGAGGAUGAUGCUGACCGUGAGGCGCAGCUCCUGGAGAUGCGGCUGACCCUCACUGAGGAGCGGAACGCGGUGAUGGUCCCCUCUGCUGGCAGCGGCAUUCCAGGGGCCCCAGCAGAAUGGACCCCAGUGCCUGGGAUGGAGACACACAUCCCUGUUAUCUUCCUGGACUUAAAUGCUGAUGAUUUCAGCUCUCAGGAUAAUCUUGAUGACCCAGAAGCUGGUGGAUGGGAUGCGACCUUGACUGGGGAAGAAGAAGAGGAGUUCUUUGAACUGCAGAUCGUGAAGCAGCAUGAUGGGGAGGCGAAAGCAGAAGCCUCCUGGGACUCCGCGGUACACGGCUGCCCUCAGCUCAGCAAGGGCACGCCUGCAGACGAGCGGCUGUUUCUGAUCGUGCGCGUGACGGUCCAGCUCAGCCACCCUGCCGACAUGCAACUGGUGUUACGCAAGAGAAUCUGUGUCAAUGUUCAUGGCCGGCAGGGUUUUGCACAGAGUCUCCUAAAAAAGAUGUCUCAUCGAAGUUCUAUUCCUGGCUGUGGAGUGACUUUUGAAAUUGUCUCCAAUAUUCCAGAGGACGCCCAGGGAGUGGAGGAACGAGAAGCAUUAGCACGAAUGGCAGCCAAUGUUGAAAACCCAGCUUCUGCUGACUCAGAGGCUUAUAUUGAAAAGUACCUGAGGAGCGUGCUGGCGGUAGAAAACCUCCUGACUUUAGAUCGCCUGCGGCAGGAAGUUGCGGUGAAGGAACAGCUAACAGGAAAAGGGAAGCUGAGCAGGAGGAGUAUCAGCUCUCCAAAUGUGAACAGAUUGUCUGGAAGCCGACAAGAUCUCAUUCCAUCAUACAGUCUAGGCAGCAACAAGGGCCGGUGGGAAAGUCAGCAGGAUGUAUCCCAAACCGCAGUUUCCAGGGGAACAGCUCCCGUCCUCUCUGUUGCUCCCCAAAAUAACCAUUCUCGGGAUCCAGGACUCGGUAACCUCGCUGCGUCCUAUUUGAAUCCCGUCAAGUCCUUCGUGCCACAGAUGCCAAAGCUCCUCAAGUCUCUCUUUCCCGUCCGCGAUGAGAAGAGGGGCAAGCGGGCGUCUCCCCUCACACACCAGCCCGUGCCCCGCAUCAUGGUGCAGUUGGCCGGCCCAGACGUCGGGGUGACCAGGAUGGAGGAGGCUCAGCUGGAGACGGGUCCUGACGUGCUGGUGCAGACGAUGGGGGCCCCGGCCUUGAAGAUCGGCGACAAGCCCUCCAAAGCGCCUUCCCCGCCGCCUGUCCCCGUGGUCACAGCGGCCACCCCGGCCCCGGAAGUGCAGGACGGGCCCCCCAGCCCCCUGAGCGAGGCCUCCAGCGGGUACUUUUCCCACAGCGUCUCCACCGCGACCCUGUCGGACGCACUGGGCCCCGGCCUGGACGCUGCUGCCCCGCCCGGCCCCGCGCCCGCCGCCCCUGAGGCCGAGCCAGAGACGCCCAUCCGCCGCCCCCCGCCGCCCAUGGCCGCCCCCGCCGAGGAGCCCCCCGGCCCGCAGCAGCUGGUGAGCCCCAGCCAGGAGCGCCCCGACCUGGAGGCCCUGGCGCCCGGCUCCCCAUUCCGCGUCCGGAGGGUGCGAGCCUCAGAGCUGCGCUCCUUCUCGCGCAUGCUGGGCGGGGACCCCGGCUGCUCCCCGGGGGCCGAGCGGGAUGCGCCGGCUGCGGGCACUGGGGGACAGGCCCCGGCCUCCGAUUCCGAGGAAGCCGACGGGGUUCCAGAGUGGCUCCGAGAGGGCGAGUUCGUCACCGUGGGCGCCCACAAAACGGGCGUGGUGAGAUAUGUGGGUCCCGUCGACUUCCAGGAGGGCACGUGGGUCGGCGUGGAGCUGGACCUGCCUUCAGGUAAGAAUGACGGCUCCAUCGGCGGGAAGCAGUACUUCAGGUGUAACCCUGGCUACGGGCUGCUGGUCAGGCCCAGCCGGGUUCGCAGGGCCACAGGCCCCAUGCGGCGGCGCAGCGCGGGGCUCCGACUGGGCGCCCCCGAGGUCCGCCGGAGCGCCACCCUCUCGGGCUCUGCCACCAACCUGGCCUCGCUGACAGCCGCCCUGGCCAAGGCCGACAGGAGCCACAAGAACCCUGAGAAUCGGAAAUCCUGGGCCAGCUGAGCUGCCACCUCAGGGCGAACUCUUCUUGGGGUGCCGGGCCCCUCUGAGUCUGCCAGCAACAGCCUGGGGAACCGGAAGCCCUAGGGAACUGGGAGCCCUGUGGCCCCUUCCCUGGAGGCAAGGCAGUGAAUGCUUUUUGCACAACGCAGGGCUGGCGACCUCCCUGGGCUUCUGGAAGCUUUGUUUCUUCUCUACCUGGGGAAAGAGGUGGCCUCAGCUGUGCCUCCUCAGGUGGAAGGUUCUGGGUUCCUGCAGGGGCUGGGGGAUGUGGGGACCGAGGCCCUGGCUGGCAUAGCGCCCAGCCAUCUCGCUGUGUGCCUGUGCCUGGCGCCUUAUGUUGCUCUGUCAUUUUCAUUCUGGUGGCCCCACUAAUGUCUUAACGUAAACCAGAAUUCUAACCAGUGCCUUUCCUCCACCCACCCAGGAUGUCCCGGCUCACUCCUCAAGCUCCCCAGCCUCCCACCCUGGUCCCAGGUUCUCCAAGUGCCUCUGGAGGGCCUGGGCUCUGGCACAUGGCCCUGGUGCCCCAGGUGGGGCCGAGGGCCUGAGCCUCCUCCUACCCCUCCUCGGCUAGGGUUUCUUCACGGUUUCUUGGUGGGUGUCUUGGUGUCUUUACAGCUGCAAAGUCCCUUACGUUUGCCAUUUAUUCCCUUCACAGAAGGCUUGGAAUUUAUUUAUUUAUAUUUAUUUUUUCAAAAUCCGUAAUCAUUUGCGAGGCGCAAUCAUCAUCUGCCUGCGCGUCGGGGCCCAGGGCCUGCCUUGCAUGUCGUGGCCUUGCUGGCCAUUGCAGAGCUGCUAGCCUCCUGCCCAGGUGGAGGGUCCUGGGGACGGCAGAGGAUGCAGCCCCCUUCUCAUGCCCCUCUAUUGGGGAUCCACAGUGGCCUUACUCUUAACUUGGAUAAAAGCAAAAACCUGGGAGAAUGGUGUUGUGCUUCCGUAGUCGGUGACAAAGGAAGAGGCAUCACUACUUUAUUUGGUGCACUUUUGGUUUCUAGGAAGGUCCUGGGGUCAUUUUAACUCUGUGGCAACUCCCAGGCCCUGACAGUGUGGGGCUGGGCCCGUCCAUGUGGGGGGUGCGCCUGGUUUGUCUCCAGACCCUCGCAGCAGCCAUGUCUCCAGGCCACCUGGAGUGGGCAGGGGGUGGGCAGGACAGCCCGGUGGCCUCUGUUUCCUUGCUGGGGCACUUCUGCUCCCGGAGCCUUUGAUGCCAGCUUUGUGGGGUGGGGGUCAGCAUCUCUGUGUGGAAGGCAGGGGGAGCUGGUUGAGGGCAUGGCAGAAGUAACAGCCUGACAGCCCCAGGCCACCAAUCUAGGGACAGGACCCUGGGUCAAGGUUCACACAGCCACUCUUGGCAGUUGGUUUCUAGUUCUCACAUUUGGACGACAACCAGAAAGCGCUGUGGAAGGCUCUGGUUCUCUAGGGGCAGGAAGCCUCCAGCGAAGUAGUCUUCACAGUAGGCCCGUCCCAGGCCUGGCUUCGAAGAGAAGUGUCCUUCCCUCCCCAGUGGCUGUGAGGGACACAAGGGCUGAGGCCGGGCUAGGCGGAGGCACUCAUACUGGGCCUCCCUGUCCUCAGCCAGUGUUUUGGGGAACCCUGUGGCCCCUGUCCCUGGAUAAGCACUGUCACCACUGCCUCGCUUUUUACUCGGCCCUCUUCCCAGCACAGUGGCUUGCUUUUUAAAACCUGUUUCACUGAGAAGUUUGUUCUUGGGUCCCCUAGUGUCACUGUGGCCUAGGUGAGAGGGGAGCGCCUGGGCCCUGUGGUGGGGACGCUCAGGGAAAAGCGGCAGGUGGGUGGGCGGUGUGUGACCUGGCACCUCAUGGUGGCUGAGCCCAUCCGCCCAGCAGUGGCCUCCUGUGGCACCGUUUUGGGGAAGUCCUGGGGGACACAAGUGUCCUGACUUGAGCAGAUGGAUUUGGGCCCAGGCCCUGUUUGCUCUUGCUUCUCGGUGCAGACUAAUGUCAGCUUGUGGCUGGGAAAGACGGACGUGCAGCGACGUGGUCCUAAGGCAGUGAGUCCCGCUGACCGAGGGCCGGUGCUUGGCAGGCAGGAGGUGCGGGCUCGAGGGUGGCGGGUCAGGGCGGCCGGCUCCUGUCUUCUCUUCUUGCCUCCCUGACCAGCAGACUUAACUCCCAGGAAUGCCCGCUCGCCUGCCCGCUUUAGGGCUCCCAAUGCGUUCCUGGAAGGCCCGGGAGUGGCACCUUUGUGUGGGUCGGCCGGCAGAUGCUACCCAAGGCUGGUAAGAGCAGUAACCAUACGCGCAGCGCUGUCAGAGAUGUGGACAGGGGAUCCUUCCGGGGACACUGCUUCUUGUCGUGUGCCCAGAACACCCUUGGCCCUGCCCUGCCACUUCCCUCGGGCCCUUAUGAGGAACUGUGGCUCCAGGGUGAAGGCUCACUUCUGCCCCAGGCACUGCGUCCAGCAGCAGAGGGCACAGGGGACAGGUGUAUGACUGAGGUUCCGAGUGCCCAGGCCUGACCAGAGGGAGCGGGAGGGCGGAGGUGGGGAGGGGAAGGCGUUUCUGGGUGCAACAAGGUGGUCCUUGUGUGCUCGACAAGAGAACAGAGCUGGAGAUGUGACUGCUGGAGCCUGAGAGAUGGAGGUGUUCAGGUCCCCCCAGUACUUCCAGCAUGUUAUCCUCUUGCCUUCAAAGUUCCCUGUAUGUGAAACAGGAAGUCCUGAGUGUGUGUGGCAGUGCAGUGCUCACGACACAGGAUUCUCGGUGCGGUUCAGCUCCCCCCAGGGACUCCCCGGAAGAUGGUGCCUUGGUGCUGGGCUUGUCUUGUGCCUGAGCCCCGGGACAGGAGUCACCCUGUGCUUCCUGCCCAAGAUACUGACCCACUGAACCCAAAAGCAUUUUUCUCUCCGUGAAGUCCGUGGUGCCUUCCUGGUGGGCUGCUGACACUAAUGGUGUUGGGGGGUCUUGGAACAGCUUCUGUAUGUUGGAUUCGUGUAAAUGUGAGGAGUCCACAUAUAAAGAAGUGACUUUCAUUCCGGGAUUAUAUUGAUUAGGUAUACAUUAAAUGGGAGUUUAAUCCAAAGACUGUAAUGACUUUUAGAGACUCUAAUGAUUUGUAUUGUGUAAUGAACUAAACCACCUGUAAUUUUAUACCGUAUAUGCCUUUCCUUCAAAUGACCAACAGCUUCUCAAUAAAACCAGACGAUUUCUCACCUGCA
This is a messenger RNA of Sapajus apella (tufted capuchin), 8894 nucleotides long. RefSeq names its product kinesin family member 13B (gene KIF13B). Gene Ontology annotation, molecular function: microtubule binding; ATP binding; cell adhesion molecule binding. Gene Ontology annotation, biological process: regulation of protein localization; microtubule-based movement. NCBI's taxonomy places the organism in Eukaryota, Metazoa, Chordata, Mammalia, Primates, Cebidae. The record is from RefSeq and is a predicted model, not a curated record. Gene Ontology annotation, cellular component: adherens junction. The transcript is spliced from 40 exons. Bases 435 to 5717 code for a protein of 1760 amino acids.